Molecule: messenger RNA, 309 nt
Organism: Protopolystoma xenopodis
Lineage: Eukaryota; Metazoa; Platyhelminthes; Monogenea; Polystomatidea; Polystomatidae
Source: the annotation of a GenBank genome assembly
CCUUCCUCAGAACUCCACCCGCCUCCCUGGCCUCCCCCGGAGCCCCCUCCGCCUCCCCUGCCUCCCCCAGAACUCCAUUCGCCUCCCCUGCCUCCGCCGGAGCCCCCUCCGCCUCCUUUACCUCCACCAGAGUUCCAUCCCCCACUACCACCACAUCCCUGCGAACCACAUCUACUGUUUACAGCUGCAAUGAGUGGCAGAUUCGGCUCUAUUUUGCGUUUCAUGAUUUUGGCUGCCAUACUUAUUGCCACCAAUGAGCCACAAAUCACAAUAAUCAUAAGAGGUCUUGCCUAUAUGUAUAAGAAAUAA